Messenger RNA from Auxenochlorella protothecoides, 375 nucleotides. RefSeq names its product Protein translocation protein SEC63. Bases 1 to 375 code for a protein of 124 amino acids. Gene Ontology annotation, biological process: SRP-dependent cotranslational protein targeting to membrane; post-translational protein targeting to endoplasmic reticulum membrane. The transcript is spliced from 4 exons. The record is from RefSeq and is a predicted model, not a curated record. Gene Ontology annotation, cellular component: Sec62/Sec63 complex. NCBI's taxonomy places the organism in Eukaryota, Viridiplantae, Chlorophyta, Trebouxiophyceae, Chlorellales, Chlorellaceae. Gene Ontology annotation, molecular function: transmembrane protein transporter activity; RNA binding.
AUGGCGCCCUUUGACCCUUAUAAUACCCUGGGGGUACCGCACAAUGCAGGGGAGGCCCAGAUCAAGCAGGCGUACAGGUCCCUGUCCCUGCAGUACCACCCGGACAAGAACCCCGACCCGGAGGCCACAAAGUACUUUGCCAGCCACAUCACCAAGGCAUAUGAGACGCUGACAGAUCCGGUCAAGUUUGCAAACUGGCAGGAGUAUGGACAUCCCGAUGGGAUGCAGGACUACGACGAGAGUGUGGCGAUGCCAAAGUGGAUGAAUGCCAAGUCAAAGGCAGGGUCCACGCUGAUGAUGCUCAGCAUGCUGGGUCUGAUCAUCGUGCUCCCCCUAGGGCUGGUCAUGAGGCACCUGAUGCAGUAUGAAUGGUGA